Molecule: messenger RNA, 1560 nt
Organism: Hordeum vulgare subsp. vulgare (domesticated barley)
Lineage: Eukaryota; Viridiplantae; Streptophyta; Magnoliopsida; Poales; Poaceae
Exons: 4
Coding region: 1-1560 (519 amino acids)
Source: RefSeq, a predicted model, not a curated record
AUGCGGGCACGGCCGUUGGCGUCCAGGAGAAGGGGAGGGAGGUCGUCGCACUGGAAGGCGCUGUCGUCGUGUUGGAUGAUGGUCGCGUCUGAGGACGCACCACCGGGACUCGCGUCUUGUCCGUUGGAGCCGGCCGAUGGCCAUGACGGGGCUGCGUGCCAGAGGAUAGCGACGGGGCCGAGGGUCGCCGUGCGCUCCGGAAUGGAGGCCGUCGUUUCAUCGAGGCCGCUGCUGCCUCAGGUUGUCGGGGUGUCUCGCAUGGAUCGGAGCCUCGCCACGCCGGACGUCAUUUUUGCAAGGGGCUUCUCGCCGGCGAUGGGCGAGGAGGCGAUGGGCCGGCGACUGCCCGGCGCGCCGCGCCCCCCCUUGCCGAGAAAAUGGCGACCGAAGGUGCCGGUUGCGUCGUGCCGUUCCCAGGCGCGUCCUGCGCCUGCUGGGGCGGCGUGGGGGCUUCUCGCCGGCGAUGGGCGAGUAGGCGAUGGGCCGGCGACUGCCCGGCGCGCCGGGCCGCCCCUUACCGAAGUACCUCCACGAUGGUUCUCGGACGGCACCGACGCCGGGUAUGAUAGGAGCAGCACCGACUCCGCGGCGUUCACCGACUACAUGGCGUCCUUCCAGGCCGCAGGCGCGCGUAGCGUCGGGGAGCUUGUGGACGCGCUCGCCGCGCGCGGUCGCCCCGUGACCCGCGUCGUGUACACAAUGCUCCUCCCGUGGGCCGCGGACGUGGCUCGCGAGAAAUGUCUGCCGUCCGCGCUCUACUGGAUCCAGCCGGCCGCCGUGCUCGCCGUCUACUACCACUACUUCCAUGGCUACGCCGCCGUCGUGGCCGACCACCGCAACGACCCGUCGUUCGUCGUGCGGUUCCCGGUCCUCCCGCAGCAGGAGAAAAUAGCGACCGAAGUGUUCCCAGGCGCGCCCUGCGCGUGCUGGGGCGGCGUGGGAGCAGGAAAGGCCACCGCGACGGCAGCGGUGUUCCUUGGCAGUGCAGUGCCACCCAUAGGCACUCCCUGCGGCGGCGCGAACGCCCGGCGGUCUCGUUACCUGCACACGCGGCCUCCUCCAUCCCAGUCCGUGUCCAACACGUCUCGAUUUGGAUGGACAGUCCGUGUCCUUGUUCAACUCAAAUCAAGAUUGCUGUUGGCUGUUAUAAGAAGGGAGGGUCCUUGGCCUGAAUCUCCGUCAGCUCCUAUUUUGGACGAAGCAUCCCAUGUCGCCAACAAGUUCGCCGCAGGAAGAAGCGUCGAGUUCGUCGGAGAAAGAAGUGCCGACUUCGCCGGAGGUAGAAGAUCAUCCGCCGAGCACUCCAAUGUCGCCUGCUACGGCUACACCAGAGUAUACACUAGCACUCGAGGGAAAGCUUUUAAGGAUUACAUAGCAAGCAUACAUGUUACCAACCUAUAUAUUACUCAUAGACUCACAAUAAUAUGCUUCUUGUAUGAAGUUGUGGAUAAAAAGCAUGCUGAAACAAACCUGAAAGCUAACCUUUUUCAUAGGACCUAUUUUCUGCGGCGGCGACCACCAGAUCCGUUGGGCGUGAAAGAAUUCAUUAGAGAGGUGUGA